Messenger RNA from Pygocentrus nattereri (red-bellied piranha), 1348 nucleotides. It is a transcript of the gene prl2, whose product is annotated as prolactin 2. NCBI's taxonomy places the organism in Eukaryota, Metazoa, Chordata, Actinopteri, Characiformes, Serrasalmidae. Gene Ontology annotation, cellular component: extracellular region. Gene Ontology annotation, biological process: positive regulation of receptor signaling pathway via JAK-STAT; response to nutrient levels. The record is from RefSeq and is a predicted model, not a curated record. The transcript has 5 exons. The coding region runs from base 66 to 743 and encodes 225 amino acids. Gene Ontology annotation, molecular function: hormone activity.
ACCCUGGCCACUUUAAAUAGCUGCCCAACCCUCGGUUGCACCACAACCACCACGCCAGUCUCAGAAUGUCUAGGAACCAAAAGCAAGCCGUGCUCUUUGUGGCGCUGCUGUGCCUGGACCUGCGCACCCACGUGGGCUCCGCUCCGAUCUGUCCCCAUGGACACACCGGCUGCCACAUCCUGUCUCUGGCCGAUCUCUUCGACAGGGUCAUCCAGCACUCAGCCAGACUGCACGGGCUCUCCAGUGAUUUGCACUCAGAGUUCGAACACUUCUUCCUCCCCAGCAAAAACCACAUCGGCAGAGUCUAUCGCAAGUGCCACACAUCCAGCAUACUGACUCCUAACGGCAAGGAAAACGCACAGAAACUAGCUCGUGAGGAGCUGACAGAGGUGAUUCUGAAGCUGCUAACGGCCUGGAGAGAUCCCCUGUCCCAGCUGCACCAGAGCAUGGCCCACCAGCAGGACUUCAACAGCUUUAGCAGCAACAAAGCUCUGGAGUUGAGUGACAUGGUGCAUGAGCUCAGGAAAGGAGUGGAGAAAGUUACAGAAAAGAUGCAGCUGCUGGGGAUGAUCAGUAACUCAGUGAAUGGCCUCUCAUCUUCUGAAGCCCUGCUUCCUGCCUCCGAAAGUGGAGAGGCUAUGAGCGAUUAUGAGCUCGUCUACUGCUUCCGCCGUGAUUCGGACAAAGUCCAGAACUACCUGAAGAUCCUCAAAUGCAGAAUUGUACCUGAGCACGGCUGCUGAGGACCGCUCUUCUGCACUGCUGGACUGCGCAUGUGCUUGUUGCACUUCAUAUAUCAAGUCAAUUCUUGAUCUUCCACCAAUUAUGUGUACAUUUGAUUCUCAAAGGAAGGCACCUGGGAACCCGUUUUUUAAGGCUUAAUGUGAUAAUCUAAAGCGUUUGAGGUCAAUUAGUUUUACCUCAGGAGCUUCUGUAAUGUGGUUUGUAAGGGCUGACUGAAAGUAUCUGUGUAAUUUCUCCUAAUUACUACAGCACAGACUGAAAUAUAUCAUAGCCUGGAUGUACCUGUCAUUGUUACAUGAUGGACUUGUACCCUGGACUAGUUUGAGAAAUGAAAACAAAACAGUCAGAAAAAUCUUGCUUCUUUUUGGGCUGCAUUUUUGAGAAUGAGAGAAAACAGCUUUGCAAAUCUAUUGUUUUAUUAUGCUCUCUUGAAAAGUGAAGGUUUACAGUGGUCCUAUGUUGGAAGUACAGUUCCAAGAGGAAUUUGUAAUUGGCAUAGGGCCUUUAUAUCUUGGACCCAUUCCAAAAAGUUGGGACAGUGCGUGAACACUUAAUAAGCACAGAAAGCAAUUUCUGUUUGAUCUGUAAUAAAUUAAAAAUAGUA